UCCGAGGCGGCAGCCACUUCCGCAACACAGCCCGCAGUACCAGCCAUCUGACGCCGGCGAUCCUUCCCUCCCUUACUAUUUUGGCAGACGUCUACAAUAAACCAUGGCCGCAAGCAAAGCAACCCGCUUGGGAGAAGAAAUUUGGAAAACCCGUAUAGACAAAGUCAACGCCGAGCUCGUUACUCUCACCUACGGAACAAUUGUUGCGCAGUUGUGCAAAGAUUACGAUAGCGACUAUGUGGAGGUCAACAAGCAGCUAGACAAGAUGGGAUACAACAUCGGCCUUCGUCUCAUUGAGGAUUAUUUGGCAAAGUCGAACACAAUGAAGAGAUGCGCAAACUUUCGCGAGACCGCAGACGUCAUUGCAAGAGUCGGCUUCAAGAUAUUUCUAAAUAUCACACCACAGGUGACCAACUGGACGACGGACAACAAACAGUUCUCGCUUGUGUUUGACGAAAACCCCCUCGCAGACUUUGUCGAGCUGCCCGACGACGAGCGAGCGCAGGAUGAGCUCUGGUACUCCAACAUCUUUUGCGGAGUGUUGCGGGGAGCUCUUGAGAUGGUGCAGAUGCAGGUUGAAGCGCACUUUAUCAGCGACGUUCUGCGAGGCCACGACACGACGGAGAUGAGGGUAUCAUUAGUGCGGUACAUUGAUGACGAGCUUCCUCCCGAAGAUGACUAGAUGGUAUUACAUCUUGCCAUGCCACUUUGUUCUUUACUACACCCGGACAGCAGAUUCGAUGCUUCAAUGGGUUGUUCCGCCUCGAUACAAGCUUGCUAUCGUCGAUAGAAGGCUGGAAACAGCCCGCAGACUUGGUCCCCUAUUAGCUCGUGGAGAUGGAGGGGAACGCCAGCUUCAUCACCCACUACGGUACGCCAAGAGCACCUCCAUAGAACCAUGAGGCAGGGGAACAUCGA
Molecule: messenger RNA, 918 nt
Organism: Colletotrichum phormii
Lineage: Eukaryota; Fungi; Ascomycota; Sordariomycetes; Glomerellales; Glomerellaceae
Product: transporter particle component
Exons: 4
Coding region: 104-682 (192 amino acids)
Biological process (GO): endoplasmic reticulum to Golgi vesicle-mediated transport; intra-Golgi vesicle-mediated transport
Cellular component (GO): cis-Golgi network membrane; cytosol; TRAPP complex
Source: RefSeq, a predicted model, not a curated record